AUGAAGACUCUCAGUCACCCUUACCAUCCCACCGACAUUGAGUUCACUGAUUAUAUGGCGAAUACGAUGAGCCUUCCUGCGCUUCUCAGCAGCUUCACAUUUGGGACACUGGUGAUAUUUUGCCUCACCGCAGCUGGUCUCAACGUUCUACGCCCGACCUUGACCCGCCGUGAUAAAGUGCUUGCAGGAUGGUUCGUCUACACCGGAUGCAUACACUUUUUCUUCGAGGGUUAUUUUGUCUUCAAUCAUCAGAGAAUGCCCGGCAUGAUGGACCUCUUCGGCCAGCUGUGGAAGGAAUACGCCCAGGCUGAUUCACGGUAUCUGACCUCGGAACCAUUCGUACUCUGUAUGGAGGCUAUCACUGCCUUUGCAUGGGGACCGCUUUCAUUCCUCACGGCUUGGAUGAUUGUUGUGAGGUCUCCUUGUCGCUACCCAACACAGCUUUUGGUCUCAAUGGGCCAGCUCUACGGAGAUAUCCUGUACUAUGCCACAAGCAUGAUGGACGAGUACCAUCACGCGGUUUCCUACUCACGGCCUGAGGCCUACUACUACUUUGGAUACUUUAUCUUUAUGAAUUCGUUUUGGAUUGUGAUUCCAGCAUAUUGCAUGUACCAGAGCUACUCGGAACUGGUUGAACUUCUGGACAGGGUCCAGGUUCCCACGAGAAGGAAAGCUUCAUGA
Molecule: messenger RNA, 681 nt
Organism: Penicillium diatomitis
Lineage: Eukaryota; Fungi; Ascomycota; Eurotiomycetes; Eurotiales; Aspergillaceae
Product: EXPERA domain-containing protein
Exons: 4
Coding region: 1-681 (226 amino acids)
Biological process (GO): sterol biosynthetic process
Cellular component (GO): membrane; endoplasmic reticulum
Molecular function (GO): steroid Delta-isomerase activity; C-8 sterol isomerase activity; cholestenol delta-isomerase activity
Source: RefSeq, a predicted model, not a curated record